Messenger RNA from Dicentrarchus labrax (European seabass), 1411 nucleotides. RefSeq names its product ubiquitin-like protein 7. Gene Ontology annotation, molecular function: polyubiquitin modification-dependent protein binding. The record is from RefSeq and is a predicted model, not a curated record. NCBI's taxonomy places the organism in Eukaryota, Metazoa, Chordata, Actinopteri, Moronidae. Gene Ontology annotation, cellular component: cytosol. Gene Ontology annotation, biological process: ubiquitin-dependent protein catabolic process.
GACCACGUGACUGAAACCAGGAAGUGAGCCGAGUGUCAACAAAAAGAUGAGAUGGCGUCUUCAGACUGGCAGCUGUCUUUGAAGCUGGUGGAUCAACCCAAAUCCAUCUUCCACUUCCCAGAGAUGAUGCCAGGGGAUGUUUCACCUGGAGGAUACAGAGUCGCUACUCUAAAACAACUUGUUGCAGCACAGCUCGCAGACUCCGUCCCAGACCCUGAACUCAUAGAGCUGGUCCACUGUGGGCGGAAACUUAAGGAUGACCUAACACUGGAUGCCUGUGGGAUUCAACCGGGAUCCACCUUACACAUCGUCAAAAAGACAUGGCCAGAGCCAGAGAGCAGUCCAGAGCCUGUGAACAGAGCAACUGCAGCCAGGGAGUUCAGGGUUUUUCAUGCUGCUCUUCACUCUCUCAACUCAGCCUACAGAGACUCAGUAUAUAAAAUGCUGACAAAUAAAGAGUCUCUGGAUCAGAUCAUAGUGGCAACACCAGGGCUCAGGUCAGACCCAGUUGCUCUAGGGGUGCUCCAAGACAAAGAUCUCUUCGUGCAGUUCACAGACCCUAACAUGCUGGAUGUGUUGAUGAAUUCACACCCAGCCCUCGUCAAUGCCAUCAUCCUGGUCCUGCAUUCUGUGGCAGGCAGCAUGCCCGCGCAGUCCAGUGCCAGCUCUUCUCGCAACGUCUCCGCCAGUUCUUACAGCGAUAUGCCAGGAGGCUUUAUGUUUGAGGGCAUGUCUGACGAUGACGAAGAUUUCCAGUCCGGGAGCCCAGCAGGUCCCUCCAACAGAGCAGGAGGCUCAGCAGGAAUGCGUCCAGUGUCCCUGAGCCACAGCGGAGCAACGGGCCCCCGACCAAUAACGCAGAGCGAGCUUGCAACGGCUUUGGCCCUUGCCAGCACUCCUGACAGCAGUGCGGUCACCCCAACAACUUCAAGCCAGGCUGACCCCUCCAGUAGUGUAGCCCCAAUGUCAGCAGGGACCCCAGUCAGUAACGAUCUCUUCAGCCAGGCUCUACAGCAAGCUCUGCAAGCCUCCAACAUGUCCGCUCUACAGGGCCGCUGGCAGUCCCAGAUGCAGCAGCUCAGAGACAUGGGGAUCCAGGAUGAGGAGCUGAUGCUGAGGGCGCUGCAGGCCACAGAUGGUGACAUCCAGGCUGCCCUGGAGCUCAUAUUUGCUGGAGGCCCAGGACUCUGAGUCUAUACCCCACGGACAAAGGCUUUUAUAGCGGAGAGAGCUGGAAAGAACUCGCUACCCAGAAAUUAUAAAUUAUGUCUUUAGACAGCAUACAGAUUUUUUUUCUUACAUGUUUACCCCCUAUUUACAUGGAGUACAAUUUCAACUGAGCUCCACAAAGGUCAUCCUUUUCUUAUUGAUGUGACUAGACUUACAGUUUAAAUAAACUGAAUCAUGCUUA